This is a messenger RNA of Leptinotarsa decemlineata (Colorado potato beetle), 2463 nucleotides long. Its product is annotated as protein still life, isoforms C/SIF type 2. The record is from RefSeq and is a predicted model, not a curated record. NCBI's taxonomy places the organism in Eukaryota, Metazoa, Arthropoda, Insecta, Coleoptera, Chrysomelidae.
UGCGUGACCAUAAGAGAGCAGGAAUUGGAGCAUUUUUGUAGGACAGCAGCCCGAGCGACUGCCGAACUUAGUUUAGUUUUUGAUACUGAAUGGGGUGAUCACAACUCAGUCAUCAAUACGGAAGCCGUUCAUCGUAAAAUCCUCAUGAAAUCUGCAGACACCAUUUUACUUCUGCAGCUACACAUGAAGCCUCUGCACGGAGUCUUCAUCAACAACAUUGAAGGCCAUGGCAGUUCGAGUGAGCUGAAGUCAGAAACUGAAAAUUUGAUCAUGGCUCGAAAGGCCAUUCUGACGGUAGGAUUCCUCAGCGUGAAAAAAUGGCUCCUACGAAAGAAACACCAGAUAGAAUUAGCCCGGAAACGCGGCUGGAAGGGGUACUGGGUCUGUCUGAAGGGAACGACGCUCCUCUUCUACCCUUGCGAUUCCCGGGAAGGACGUUCAGUAGAGGCGGCCCCGAAGCACCUCAUCAUUGUCGACGGGGCCAUAAUGCAACCUAUUCCCGAACAUCCCAAAAGGGAUUACAUUUUCUGUUUGAGCACGGCCUUCGGUGACGCCUACUUAUUCCAGGCGCCCUGCCAGGAUUAUAAAUUGAAGCAUAUGGCAGAAAUGCAACAAUCAGUAGUUGGCGACUCAGAAGCUCGACUUCAAAUUGCCAACCAAGUGGUCCAGUGGGAAGAAAACUUAGAACGGCUACAUUGUGAACAGUUCAGGCUACGGUGUUAUAUGGCAAGUUUGCAGAGUGGAGAGUUGCCUAACCCCAAGUCCCUUCUGACACACGUAUCACGAGCAACGAAAAAUACACUAAACAAGCUGGGGGUAUUCACAGUCUCUUCCUUCCAUGCCUUCAUUUGCGCUAGAAGUCCUUCGCUUCUGAACAACCUGCUUGCUGGACGGGGAGCUACAAAAAGGAGGCCGCCUAUGCUAUCCAGGUCCAACAGCGGAUCCAGCAGGAGAUCUUUACAAAUAAAUUCCCGUGAUGAAUCAGAAAAAACGGUUAAGGUAUCUUUGCCGGACUCAGCUACGGCAACCGUAUAUGUACGAGACUCCAUGUCUGUAGAAGAAUUUUUAGCAAGUGCGUGUGCUAGGAAAAACCUCAGUGCUACAGAACAUUUCAUCCGAGUGAAGAAGAGAAGGGAAAUGGAGGACCACAACUAUUUCGUGCCACAUAGAAGCGAUUUAAUUGAAACCUAUCUUCAUACUCAUGAAGUCGUCGAAGUGUGUGCCAAAAUAUUAUAUCAAGUGGAGCUCUCCCGCAGCACUCUGGAGCAAAUGUGGGGUUUCAGUGUGGAGGCGGAAUUAGUCGAAAAUGCUGACCGACAGGACGAACUUUGCUGUUACGUUAGUCGGGUGGAGGACAAAAGUGUGGCGAUGCAAAACGGUAUCAUCAAAAGUGACGAAAUCAUGGUCAUCAACGGUGCCAUCGUGUCAGAUCUUGACAUGAUGUAUCUGGAAAGCGUCCUUCAGGAAGAACUUGCACUGUGUAUGAUGAUGCGAUCUUCAAGAGUGGAACCUCCGGACCUCGCUGGUAUACUGAGAGCGACGGACGACAUCAUCGACAGCCUUGUUUGUCCACCGCCACCGUCUGAGCCACCCGUCAUCAGCGAAGAAAUGAUCUCAGGACUCAUCGUACCUGCCCCAGGUUGGAGUAAAGAUCGAUAUUCCACAGACUCCGAAAAUCCACCAUCAUCAAUGACCGACUCGGGUAUCAGAGUCAGUUCCAGAACCAACUCAUUCGAAAUAGAGAAUUUGCUCAAAACGGCCGAACAGGUAACUGGCUUCUGCCGAUCUCCAAUAGAAACAAGGAAAGCCAUCAGCCCGACUGGUAGUGUCGUCAGUAACACAUCUCAAGCUGCCUUAACACCUUCCAGACAGUUGUCGGAUUCAGAAAAGCUGCGGAAGGUUAUUUUAGAACUCGUGGAUACCGAAAGGGCUUAUGUAAAAAAUCUGAACAACUUGUUGGAAAACUAUUUAGAGCCUCUCAAGAGAGAAACGUUCCUUUCGAAUGCCGAGAUCAACGCUCUCUUCGGUAACAUACAAGAAAUUGUGACAUUCCAAAGACAGUUUCUACAGAAUCUGGAGGAAGCUUUGGAAUUAGAACCGGAUUUCCAUAAAUUUGAAUAUAGUAGCCAGUUCAGGAACGUCUUAUUCUCCAUCGGAAGCGCAUUUUUAUAUUAUGUAAAUCACUUCAAACUAUACAGUUCGUUUUGCGCAAGUCACAGCAAAGCUCAAAAAGUCCUGCAUCCAAACGAAGGCAACCAGGCGCUUCAAGAGUUCUUGGCGGCGAGAAAUCCCAAACAACAACAUUCUUCUACCCUAGAAUCUUAUCUCAUCAAACCCAUUCAAAGGAUAUUGAAGUACCCGUUGUUGUUGCAGCAGCUGAGAAAUUUGACUGAUUCUAGCAGUGACGAGCAUCAACAUUUAGUAGGCUCGAAUAUGAGCCCCGAAGGGGUCGACCUAGAGUAA